Momordica charantia (bitter melon) is the source of this 1331-nucleotide messenger RNA. RefSeq names its product heat stress transcription factor C-1. NCBI's taxonomy places the organism in Eukaryota, Viridiplantae, Streptophyta, Magnoliopsida, Cucurbitales, Cucurbitaceae. Gene Ontology annotation, biological process: cellular response to heat; regulation of transcription by RNA polymerase II. Gene Ontology annotation, molecular function: DNA-binding transcription factor activity; RNA polymerase II cis-regulatory region sequence-specific DNA binding. The record is from RefSeq and is a predicted model, not a curated record. Gene Ontology annotation, cellular component: nucleus.
UUUAUAUGGGUAAAGUAUAGUAUGGUGACUGGCAGUGCGCGUGGGGCAGGGUGGUUUUUGUGACAAAAUAUCUAAGUAUGCAAUGCUUAAUGAGGAGAUUGGCCAAUGGAUGAAGAAAGGCAGAGUUGGAGUGUGGGUCCCGCUACGCUACAGUACGGGCGUCCACUUAUUUAUAUAGGGUGCACCCUCAUCUUCUCCAAAAAAGGAAAACCGCCGCUUGGCUUCGUUGUCGCAGUGCAUAUGGGAUGGAGGGCAAUUGCUCCAUUGUGGCGCCCUUCGUUAUGAAGACUUAUCAAAUGGUCAACGAUCCCCUCACCGACGCUUUCAUUACUUGGGGCUCUGCCAGCAACAGUUUCCUCGUCGUCGAUCCUCUCCACUUCUCCCACACCCUCUUGCCUGCUUAUUUCAAGCACAAUAACUUCUCCAGCUUCGUCCGCCAGCUCAACACCUACGGGUUUAGGAAGGUAGAUCCGGAUAGAUGGGAAUUCGCGAACCAGUGGUUUCUGCGGGGCCAAUUUCACUUACUCAAGAACAUAGUCAGGAAAAAACACACCCCCAAUUCCAAUUCCAAUUCCAAUUUGAGCUUUGUGGGGGAUCACGACGAGGAAUUAGCGAGGGAGAUUUCGAGGUUGAGGAAAGAACAGAGGGCUCUCGAGGAAGAAUUGGAGGGGAUGAAGAAACGCCUCGAAACUACUGAGAAACGCCCGCACCAAAUGAUGACGUUUCUUCACAAAGUGGUGGAGGACCCGGAGAUUCUCCCGCUCAUGAUGCUCCACAGGGAUCCGGCCGCCGCCGAUAAGAAGAGGCGCUUCAUCGUAUCCUCUUCUUAUUCCUCCUCUCCCUCCACCACCGAAGACGACGCCGAGCCCAACCCCGGGCCCAAUUUUUGUUCGCCGGACACGGGCUUCGACGUCGAUAACUUUGUCCAGUCCUCGCCGGCCGAAUUUUGCGGUCACCUCCCUUGGAUUAUGGAGCAACCGAAUCGCUCGAUGGAAGGGUUGGGGUUGACCCACUGCACGGCGGUGGCGCCCAUGGAAAUUAGUAUCGGCACCACCGCGGUGGAGGAGACUCAUUCGCCACCGCCACCGCCACCGCCUUAUCCAUUUUCUCUGUUCGGAUGUGGCUUUUAGUUAAUUAGUUGAUUUGAUUCACAUGAUUUCUAUUUCUCUCUCGCAUUUUAUCUCCUUUCUCCUUCUUUAUUAAUAAUUCCCCCUUUCUUCUUUCUUUUUUCUUUUUUCUUUUCCUUCUUUUCUCCCACCCUCUCUAACUUAAAUGUGUAUAUAUUUUCUGUCCACUUUAAUUCUGGAAAAGAAGUAUCUUUUAAAUAAAAA